AUGACGCCAUUUCCGCUGUCCUCCGCACCUGCCGUUUUCGCUUACGAUACCCUCGCGGCUGCGACUGCUCCCGCUUCCGCUUUCUACUCCUCCCCCGACCUUCCGCAGCCGCAGCGGCCGCAGCCGGAGCAGCCGCAGCUACAGCAGCCGGAAUCGCGCCAUCAACCGCAUGUCGCCACAUUCAUUGCGGCUUCCCCCUCUGCCAAUCCUGCUUCCGCCGCCUCCCCCGCUUCGAACAUUUCCGCCGACCCGCCGCAGCACCCGCAUCAGCCACAGCCGCAGCAACCGCAUUCGCGCCUCCAGGCACACGCCAUGCUCAUCGCCGCCGCCACAGGCCGCGUCGCGCUGCCCAAUCUUUCCGCCACGCGCCCCGCCGCGAUUCUGAGCGAGAAUCACGCGAGCGAUGAUUGCGUCGGUAACGGCUCUCGGGCGAACAGCAACAGCAACGGUAUACGCGAUAGUGUCAGCAUCGGUACCCGCAAGGGCGUGGCUUCAGCAUCGCACGGCAACUCCGCCGCGCCUCCAGAGCCCGCGACGGCAGCGGCGACAGCCGCGUGCGACGCUCCGGCUCGCGGAACAGCAGCGGAAACAUCAACAGCAACAGCAACAGCAACAGCGGCAGCGGCAACGGGGAAAAGGGAAGGGGAAGCAGCGGGAAGCGAGGGGGAGCGGGGCGCGGGAGCGGAGUGGGUGGCGCGGACGCCGCGCGAGGAGGACAUCAACGAGUGGCUGGCGAAGGUGCUCGGCCCGGGGGGGUUGCAGGCGCGCGGGGGGGGAAUACAGCGGCGGGAGCAAGAGGAAAUGGCGAAGGUGCUCGGCCCGGGGGGCUUGCAGGCGCAGGGAACUGCAGGGGGGGUCGGCAUGCAGCCGCGGGAGCCAGCGGUUGCGGGGAAUGCGCCUGGGCAGGAGGCGCAGCAGAACGCCCCGGCGGCUGGGAGCGCCGGAGGGUGGGGCCAGGGGGCAGGGCGCGCAAGAGAUGGGGUCCGGGCGGAACAAAGUGGAGAAGGGCGGAGAGGCGGAAGCGGGUGGGCGGGAGGGUUGCUGGCUGAAAACAUUCAGCUUUUGGCUGCGAAUCAGGGGUUAUGCUCGAGUCUGGGGGUGAAUGCAAAUUCGGGGUUAGAUUCGGGGUUAAAUGCGGGGCAGGGGGCAGGUUUGGAUGAGAUUGUUAGUCUGGCUGGUGCUGUGCUUUCCAGGCACGCAGCAGCGGGCGCAGGGGGGGUGUCAGGUGGCACAGGAGAAUUCACGUUUGGAUCGUUGGGUGCAGCGGGGUUAGGUGCGGUAGGGAACGAUGUGAUGAUGGGAGGACGGGAUGCGAUGGCAGCAGCAGCAGCAGCGGUGCAGGGGAUGUAUAGACAGGCUCUGGUGGACCGAUACAUGCAGGAGCAGCAGGCAAGCUUUGAGGCGCCUCAAAAGGCAAAAGCUGCAGCAGAAGCAGCAGCAGUAGAAGCAGUGGAAGCGGUGGAAGCAGAAGCAGCGGUGCAGAGGAUGUAUAUACAGGCUCUGGUGGACCGAUACUUGCAGGAGCAGCAGGCGAGCAGAUCGCACACUGCCAUGCCCACUCUUGCUGCCGCUGCUGCUGGUGGUGCUGGUGGUGGCGGUGGUGGUGUUUUUCCUGCCUGCGCGUCUGGCAGUGGUGGUGCAAGUGCAAGCUCCAGCGCUGCUGCUCGUGCGUGUGCUGGCAGCAGUGCUGGGAACAGUGUUGCCAAUGCCGCUGGCAACGUUGCUGUCAAUGCUGCUGUCAGCAGUGCUGCCAGUGCACACGUUUUACGGCAGCAUGAUGGCAUGCAGUUAAAGCGGCAGUUAUCAGCAGCAGCAGCAGCAGCCGUUGCCGUUCAUGCUUCUGCUGCACUGCCCCUUGAACGUGCUGCUGCUGAUGCGUCUGGGUGUGAGAGUGCACCUCUGUGGGAUGGUGUGUCUGGGUGCGCUGGUGUGUCGCUAGGUCAGUGGGACUCGUGGGAGCUGCAGCAGCCUGCCACUGUCCAGGAGCUUGUGCUGCAGUGCAAUAAAAGAAAACUUGCUGCUCUACAGGAAACAAUCCUGGAAGUGUAUGUGAACCUCCCGUGUCUCAUGCUAUCGCGGAUAGUGUUGCCUUCAUCCUCGAUGCAGCUGACAAGCAUUUUCAUCCGUCAACUACUAGCUGAAGGUCUCGCAAAGCGAUCUGCUGUAAUGUCUGGCCCUGCAGCAACUGAUGCCGCGACUCCGCAACGACCGCCAAUUCACAACAACGACCAAGUGACCGUUGACAAAAUAGACGACGACUACGAAUAUUCUAACGACGACAGCAACGAUGAUGACGACACAUUCUCCACGUCGUCAUCUGAGGACCUGAGGACCAAGAUCGAAGAGCUCAAAUGCGACGCCGCCAGCAAGAAAUUCUCGCCUUCCUCCGACGCAGCCUCCGCCGUCCCCGCCUCUAUGUUGACCUUCCGCAAUAUCUGCUACUCCGUCUUUGUCAAGCAGCGCAAGGGGGAACCUUCCGCUGCCGGCCCGCAAUUCGCGCGGCAGGACAGCCCUCUCGCGAAUUUCGCCGGAUUGCCGCCUCAGCCGGGCAUUCAAGAGCCGCCGAUUUCUGCGGCCGCGGCGCAAGCGGAUGGCGGUGCAACUGGCGGCGGCCGAAUCCCCGAAGGAUUCCGGCGAAAGCGCGUUCGGCGGCAGAUCCUGACCGGCGUUAACGGCGAGGCGCGGUCGGGGGAGGUGACGGCGAUCAUGGGCGCAAGUGGAGGCGGAAAAACGACGCUGCUGAACAUCCUGGCGCAGCGAAUCUCGUCGACGCGGCAGAAGGGGACGGUGGAGCUGGAUGGUGCGGAAGUGCACGCGGGGACGAUGCGGCGCGUUUCCGCGUACGUGAUGCAGGACGACGUACUGUUUUCGUCGCUCACGGAGCGCGAGACGCUCAUGUACGCCGCCGAGUUGCGCCUCGAGCCGCGAUUCUCGCGACGCGAGGAGGAAAAAGUCACCCGGCUGAUUGACAUGCUCGGGCUGGUGAAAGUGGAGAACUCGCCGAUCGGUGGGGAGACACUUGUAAAACAGAGUAGCGUUGACUACUGGAGGGCUGGAAACUUGGCUGGAAAGUCUUAG
Closterium sp. NIES-65 is the source of this 3078-nucleotide messenger RNA. NCBI's taxonomy places the organism in Eukaryota, Viridiplantae, Streptophyta, Zygnematophyceae, Desmidiales, Closteriaceae. The record is from the annotation of a GenBank genome assembly.